Aspergillus novofumigatus IBT 16806 is the source of this 842-nucleotide messenger RNA. RefSeq lists its product as uncharacterized. NCBI's taxonomy places the organism in Eukaryota, Fungi, Ascomycota, Eurotiomycetes, Eurotiales, Aspergillaceae. The record is from RefSeq and is a predicted model, not a curated record. The transcript is spliced from 2 exons. Bases 260 to 472 code for a protein of 70 amino acids.
ACUCCUGACCCCCUGUCGGACGAUAUCGUACGCCUCCGCACCAAACCGAGUUCUCGAGCUCCGCAUCGCGUCCCUCACCCCUGCCAUCGGCCAGAUCUUACCACUCGCUCUAGCUCCCUCGGGCGCAUCUAAAGUCAGCGGGGAGUCUCUGAACCUCCGUCUACUGAGCAUUCCCCUCCCACACAUGCUCCCCGCCUGACGAUACGGCAUCCUCCGAAUACGAAGAACAACUACAUCAUAGAAACCCAAAAAAAAAGCCAUGGCGUGGUACUCCAUCCUUCCCCCAGACCUAAUCUACGUCGAGAGCUGGGCCGCUAGGAUCUUCGUCUUCCUCGGCAUCAUCACCAUAUUCCCCUGGGCGGCGCUCAUCGUCUUCGACGUGCUGCUAUAUAUCUGGCGAAUGGGCGCGUACGAGUUCCCCGUCGUCGGGGCCGGGCGAGAGGGAUGCAGCGGCCCCGGGCGCCGACUCUGAAUGUGAAUGUUGGUGAGAGGAGUGAGGUGCCGAGGACGGUGUUUGGGCUUGGGCCGGCUGUUAAUACUGCGGGCAGUGGGGAGGUGGGUGAGCAGGUGGAGGUGAAGAGGAGGGAGAGGGUGGUGACGGAUACGGAUGGGUGAUGUGAUGACCAGGCUUGUUGUUUGAAUGCAGGUGCGGUUGCUCGAUGCGGGUCUGUUGUUUCUGAUGUGGAUGUCGAUUUGUGCAUCUCUAUUGAUACCCAUAUGUUUAUUGUUUCUCGUGUCUGUUGUCUACUGAGGCGGCUGUUUGCAUUUGUACUGUUAUGUAUACCUCUGCCUGAUCAUACGUGGUGCUCCAUGAGCACCACUAAUGCACUAUUAGCCUACCG